This is a messenger RNA of Temnothorax curvispinosus, 1501 nucleotides long. RefSeq names its product transmembrane protein 183 (gene fsd). The record is from RefSeq and is a predicted model, not a curated record. The transcript is spliced from 7 exons. Lineage: Eukaryota; Metazoa; Arthropoda; Insecta; Hymenoptera; Formicidae. Gene Ontology annotation, cellular component: SCF ubiquitin ligase complex. Gene Ontology annotation, biological process: regulation of protein stability. The coding region runs from base 335 to 1384 and encodes 349 amino acids.
UUGGCCGCUGCGUCGCCAUGAUGUGCUUCUCCUGACGUCCCGAUGUGACAGUCGUGAUUUGAUAUUAUGUUUCGUCGCGAUGCUUUCACCUUCCGAUAACGUUCGUCGACGGCGGUUAUGAGAGUCGCGGAGCGUGCGAGCGAGCGAGGGGAUCCGCGAUGCGGGAUCGUGCGAUCGGUCGGAUCAGUGUCGCGUGAUGAGCGCGAUAGCCUAUUGCCUACGGCAGCGUUGUUAGUGUAUAUACUUGUACAUAGAUCUCUCAUUUCCUCGUAAUGCGUACCUGAUUAAUUAGCACGCUUUAAUUGCGCCACGUUGAAACGCAUUGACACGCACGAUGUCCGCUCUGCGAAAGAAGGCGGGCCGGAGGAGUGAGACGAGGACUGACAAUCUUGUAGGAGCAGAUGUGACCAUUGACGACUUUGCUAAUACAUUACGGAUACAUGCAAGGUCCAAGAAAUCAGUUACAAAUGUCUCUAAUGAAGUGAAACAAGAAGCGACGAAAGAAGAAGAGAAACCAGUAUGGGAUGAAACAGAUGAAGAGACCUUAUUAAGAGAUAACACAAGAGGAAGAAGGAAUAGAAGGAAAUCGAAAUGUCAAAAGGAUAAUGAUGAAGAUGAAGGAAUCGACUAUCCAUUGGACAUAUGGUUUAUUAUCUCGGAAUAUAUACAGCCUGAAGCAGUUGGAAAGUUUGCAAGUAUUUGCAGAAGUUCUUACUAUGUAACCACCACUGGAAAAUUUUGGUUCCAUUUAUACAGAUCAUAUUACAAAUUCGUACCAAACUUGCCGGAGCGCUUGCAGCCACAAUGUAUGAGAUUACAUGGAUUAAGAGCUUGUGUUAUCAGGGCAUUGCAUUACAGUUAUUUUAGAACGCCGGAAGGGGAAGGAGACGAUAUGUCUUACUUACGACAGGACGAGCCGCAUUCUCUUGUGAAAAGAAAAUGCACUCUCAUGUGGAGUAAAGAGGUGAAAGUAUGGUAUUUCUAUUUUAAGUUGAAGGAAGUUUCCAAAACACGCAACAGCUCUAUAAACCAAUGUAAGCAACGUGAUGGUAGAAAAACCGAAUUUCUCGAUACAUUGGAAGAUGUAGCUGUUAAUCCUGAGGAAGGUUGCAAAGUGCUUAGGGUGACUUGUUUAAAGUAUAGUAUGUUACCACCUGUGAUCGGAUUAGUCCUGCAAACAGUAUCUGAGAAUCUAAUGCCCGGCUUCAGAGAACGCAGACUUCAACUUGGAUUCGGAACGUCGGAUGCUCCCGGUACAUUUACAAAUCAAGUAGUACUCCGUAACGUUAUCAAUUACCGUAUCUUGAAUUGGUGGGAUCCUGCCUAUCCUCAUCAGGACGUGAGCUACACGAUCGAAUUGCCCCAAAGUGACUCGUGGGACUAGAAUUUAUUACAGAUUGCUCUUAUAUUUUGUGUAUUACAUUGGGAAAAUAGACAAGCCUUUAAAUUUUGUAAAGACAAAUAUAUCAACGCGCAACAAAUGCAAAGUUGUUUGAAUUAA